UAAAGUUGUGUCGCCAAGAAAAUAAAAAGGGAGAAAUCAUGUAUGUGACUAGACCUCUUUCGAUGUACAUAAACCAACCUUCUGCUCUGUCAUUGCCUCCCCCAGAAGGUCCAAAUUCUGGAAUUCUGGUUCUGCAGGAUGAAGAAGCCGAGCUUACUUGUUGUUUUGGGUUGUGCAAAAGCAACGAGGUUCUGGACCUGCCUUUCCCACAGAACAAGGACCUAACUCUUCGUUACUCAACUGGUGUUGGAAAUCGACCCAAUCAAGUUGAUCACUUUUAUGCUUCUUUCAUUCCUGUUCUUAAUCUGCCUUUGUCCUCCAACAGAUAUUAUGUGAUACAGACACAUGGGAGACAUAAAGGGGAAGCUUAUACAAAUUCAAGUGAGGAAGACAUGACAAGCUGCUGUUUCUGCAACAUUGUACGUGAUGUGCCACCACAACCUCUAGAUCACAACAGUACAUACCAGCAAUUUGAAGUCAUGAGGGUUCAAGGACUAUUCAAUCAAUGGGGUCGAUUUACAGCCAGAGCAGUGGCUCCAGAUGGAGUGCCACCACGUUUCUUAGAAAGAAAAGGGUGGGAGGCUAACACUUCAAGCCGCCACAGUUUCGAUUUGGGUGAAGCACCAGGGCUAAAUGCUUCCCUUCGAGCUCAACUUCCUGAUUUCAACUUCCCAUUAUCUUAUAAGACUUCUGAUACUGUGAUUGUGGGGAAGUGGUACUGUCCAUUCAUGUUCAUAAGAGAAGGCAGACUGAAAGAUCAAGUUAGGAACUCAGCUUAUUAUGAAAUGACCCUUGAGCAAAACUGGGAACGGAUAUUUGAAUGUGACAACGCUUAUGCAGGAGGCAAUAAUUCUGUAGCUGUGGAUGUUAGUGUUCAAAAAAUGAGGGUUUUAAUAAGUGGGAAGGAGGCUGAAGAUGAACAUGUGGCUGAUGGGAUAAUGUGGUUCAGAAGCCAUAGCAAUGGAUUAAAGGAGGCUAGUAGCAGUGUUGGGUUAAGCAUGGCAAUAGUUGAUAGAAUGAGGUGGGAACAAGAGAGGGCUGGUUAUAUUUGGGGUAAUGAAAGACAUGUGAGAGUGAAGGAGGUAGAUCAUGUUCUUGAAGGAAGAGAAGGGUGGAAUAAUUAUGGAUGUUAUGUUUUGGUUGAGAGGUUUGUGCUUAGAAGAUCGGAUGGCAGCUUGGUGUUAACCUGUGAAUUCAAGCACACACAUCGUAUCAGAAGCAAAUGGGACUGAGAGGCUAUGUUACUCUUUAAUCUUUGGAAGUUUCUUAGUUUCAUUUCUGUUUUGAUUUAUGGGGAUUGGAAUGUAUUGUCUUGUUUUAUGUUUUACAUAUUGCUGGCAGAAUUCUUUCAUUUGUUUAGUUGGUUUGUAAGGUUAAGAAAAACAAUAUUGAGCAGGUAUUUUCAUGCUAAUCAUUUGUGGAUUAGACCUACCUAUGAAGUGUAAGAUCUUGUUUGAAUAUCAGCUUGGUGGCCCAAA
Molecule: messenger RNA, 1478 nt
Organism: Neltuma alba
Lineage: Eukaryota; Viridiplantae; Streptophyta; Magnoliopsida; Fabales; Fabaceae
Exons: 2
Coding region: 39-1232 (397 amino acids)
Source: RefSeq, a predicted model, not a curated record